CGAGUGAAUGUGUUCGUGCGGAAAAAGCGACGGUAUAGUGAGUGUAGAUCGUAAGAAGCGACAUCGUCAACGAGAAAACGACUAUGUCACAAAUACAAGGGAGCUCCACCAGAUACGCCUUAAUAUUUGGGCUCCUUAUCUUGGCAUGCGGCAUAGCGGUGACAGUGUGCGGUAGCGUCUGGCUCUGGCAUGGAGGGUAUUAUGGAUAUGGAAUUUGGUCUGGAAUCCCGCUGAUGUUUGUUGGGGCCCUGGGAAUCUCUGCGAUGUCAAGAAAGAAAUGUGCGUUCCACUCGUACGUAGUGUUCGCCAUUAUCAUCGCUAUUGUGGCGGGCGUGCAGGCCGUGAUUGCAGGCACGGAGUAUAACAUAUGGAGACAGUUUAUAGGCCCAAGAAAGUGCAGUGUCUCGGGCGGCUUUUGUCAGUGCCAAGGAAUGGAGAGCGUCAGAAUUAAAGACAUGACGACGUGUGAUUGGAUUCCUUCUAUCAACAUGAUUCUUAUCGCUAUGACGGUUAUGUCUGUCCUCGGAGCCAUUCUGUGCCUCGCCGGAGCCAUCGUAGGAUGCAUUGGUCUCAGCACGGUGCCUCAGUCGGUUCCGACUACAUUGAAAAGACAGCAAAAAGCAUCAGCCGAGACGCUGACGCGUCUAAAUCCGAAGGAACCAAUCAAAUACAAAUUGGACGACGAUUUGGAAAAGAAAGGCUCGAAAGACAAGUACAUCGAUCGCUACGACAACCACAACGACAAAAGGGAUUACGACAAAGACACUUACGAUCAACGGGACGGUCGCGCCGACCGACGCGAUUCGUACGAUGAUAAGAAUAGACGAGACUACGAUAACGAAAGGGACCGUAAUUAUGACCGCGACAUGGACCGCGAUCGUUACCGCGAUCAGGACCGCGACCGUGACUAUGACCGAGACCGUGAUUAUGAUGACCGCGAUCGUUAUUACGAUGACCGCGAUCGUUAUUACGAUGACCGCGAUCGUUAUUAUGAUGACCGUGAUCGUGAUUAUGAUGACCGCGAUCGGGAUUACGACCGUGACUAUGACCGCGACUAUUACCGCGAUCGCGACCAUGACCGAGAUAACCGCUAUUAUGAGGAUGACAGACGAUCAAGACAUUCAUCAUACAGUGACAAGGAAAUCGACACCAAGACAUACCUGUAGCGCGAUCAUUUAUAAGCGCGUUCUUGUUCGUCACAUGUAUAAAUGUUUGGCCACCGAAUCCAAGCCAAUAGCGUCGUGGUACAGAUAAAUAAAUUGCCCGAAAACUAUUAUUCAGGGAUCCCACACGGUCAUACAAACACUCACGAGAAGGGAAUGGGCCGAUAAUCUUGCAAGCCACUUUGGCUAAGCCAUUGCAGGCAAGUGGAUCUAGUACACCAGAAUAGUUAAGCAUUCAUCCUAGAUUUAGCAAAAUUUUAUUUGGACUUUUACGUGUAUGUGUCACUUUAUAUCAUUUACUAUUUAGGCAGUUUCGUAAGUGGUUUUAAAUCAUAGUGUUUUUAAUCUCGAGAAAUGACAGUAGCUAUUUAGCCAGGGGUGGUUAGCAUUCCUUUCGAUUUUGUUUGAAGCAAGAUUUUAUUUACGUGUUACGUGUCACUUUAUACAAUGUAAAAUUUAGGAAGUUUUCAUAAACUGGAAAUAUUCGGUUGCAUAAUUGUUCUAACCAUGAGAGCGCGAUUGUCGAUGAAUACUCGGCUUCAUUCGCUCAGGACACGUGCCCACAAUUUGAGAUGCCAUUGGCUCUACACAUGACACGUGUCCAAAAUAUCGAUGCCUCAUUGGUUUAACACAAGACAUGUGAUCAGAAUACUGGGAUCUUAUUGGUUCAGUAGACGACACGUGAUAACAUAGUAAUUAUCACUGCACUGAGAGUUUCCAUCUCACCUUCAAUCAUUGUCCUACCCAGUACAACCGUAGUUUUCCUACAAAAAGUCACACAAGGACAAUAUGAGUAUCCCUAUUUAAUAAGGAUUUUAGAGUUUUCGGAACUGUCUACAAGAUAUUUUUCUUAAACAACAAUUAAGUUGUUUUACGUCGACAAUUGUGCACGUUUUAGACUUUUAUCACUACCGUCAAGAUUUUAGACAGCUUGAAAGUAACUGUAAAAUAAUACGUACAGCAAAUACUGUAAAGGGAGACUUAGAGAAGCAAUGAUCAUAAUGUUCUGGGGAAAAAGUUUAAUACACUUUUGCCCCUUCCCACCCCCCCCCCCCCCCCCUAGAGGAUACCAUACAGUGAUAUCUGGCUAUUAUGAAAUUGCACACAUAAGUUUGUAUUUCAAUAUAAAAUGGAAAAAAUAACCUACUAAGGGCAAUAGUGUAUAGGACAGUAUAUUGUAAAGUUAAGCUGAAAAAUAGCUGUAAACGUUGAUAUUUUCUCGAGCUGAAAUUUCUGCGCUUUUCCAGUUCCAUGUAAAUUGCCGGUAAUAAACCAGAUAUUCGUGGCAGUUCAUCAGUUUUAUUUGCUAAGGGGGAGUGCGUUACCAUAUGGAAAGUAAAGGAUAGGAUUUGAAGAUCCUUCAAUAAGAAAUUAUUCAUUUUUUGGCCGUGUUUACUACGAUUGUGUAUGCAUUUACAACUCAUUGAUAUCAAACUGUAAACGUCGAAAUACUUGCGCUAGGUUCAUACACAAGUCAAUUUAUAUUUUGUAAAAAAAAAAUAAGUAACAUUAGAAACAGUAGAAAUUUUCCAAUAAAAAUGUAAGAACAAGAGAAAA
This is a messenger RNA of Nematostella vectensis (starlet sea anemone), 2720 nucleotides long. RefSeq lists its product as uncharacterized. The transcript is spliced from 5 exons. NCBI's taxonomy places the organism in Eukaryota, Metazoa, Cnidaria, Anthozoa, Actiniaria, Edwardsiidae. Bases 84 to 1166 code for a protein of 360 amino acids. The record is from RefSeq and is a predicted model, not a curated record.